Symbiodinium sp. CCMP2456 is the source of this 1422-nucleotide messenger RNA. The record is from the annotation of a GenBank genome assembly. Lineage: Eukaryota; Dinophyceae; Suessiales; Symbiodiniaceae.
AUGAGCGUGACCUUUGUGCAGACACCCGCCCAGUCCGUGGCCGUCCUGAGCCCCGUCCAGGGCACCCCAGCCCUGCGCGGCGCAGAGGCCCCGAGCCAAGGCCACCAGGGAUCCGCUGCGACUGCCGUGGGUGCUGCUGCACUCUGCCUUGGCGCGUCACUGGCACGCCGUGCUGGCGCUCAGAAGCGAGCUGCCCGCGGUGCCCGGGUGGCCACCAAGGCGCUCGGCUCCAUUGAGCAGUUCAGGGUCUUCGGCCCUCCGGAGGAUCCUUUCGUCAUCGAGACAGACAAGGUCCUCGGUGUUGGCGGACAGGGCACCGUCUACCUGUGCCACAAGCAGAGCACUCCGAACGUGAAGCACGCCGUAAAGACCAUCCCCAUCUGGCGACUGCUCAUGGAUCCUUCCUGCGACGAGAAGAUCGCUGACAUCCGCAAAGAGACGGAGGUGCUGAUGAAGAUCCAGGGCCAUCCCAACAUCUGCGCUUGCCUGGGCUGCUUCGAUGCCUACCGGCCGGGCACCUCGCAGGCCCAGUACAUCAUGAUUGUCAUGGAGCUCGUUGACGGUGGAGAGCUUGCAGGCUACAUCAAAGACGGGCAGACCUGCCUCACGGAGGAUGUCGUGAAGAGCGUCACCAAGCAGACUGCCAUGGGCCUCAAGUUCAUCCACGAAAGGGACAUUGUCCACCGAGACCUGAAAGCGGAGAACGUUCUCGUCUGUGCCCAGCAGCUCACUGCCCAAACUCCUGUCAAGCUGAUCGACUUCGGCGUGGCAAAGAACCUCUCUGGCACCGUCGCUCGAAGCUGCGUUGGCACCACCGAGAUCAUGGCACCGGAGCUCGUGGGUGCGAAGAUGAUGAUCGCACCCAAGGGUGUGCAGCUGGCCACGCACGGCCCAUACACCUUCCAGCCUCCGCAGCAGCAGAGCCCGGGCUUCGGCAUCGUCACGCAGCGACCGGAUGGCAAGGGCGCCAUGGUCAACGGCAUCGAGCCCGGAGGCCAGGCAGCGGGCUUCAACGUUGGUGACGGCUGGGCCAUCUCUCACAUCAACGGCCAGGAGAUCCUCGAGAUGCCCUUCGUGAAGGAUUUCAACGAGCUCGGCGCCGGAACUAAGGGCGGCGUCACUGCAAUCACGGAGAUCCUCGGUGGACUGACUGCACCCUUCACCGUUCAGUUCGUGGAGCUGCCAAAGCGUGAGUUCACCAAGGCUGUGGAUCUCUGGAGUCUGGGCGUGACAAUGUACGUCAUGCUGACCGGCCUCAAGCCCUUCGCAGACGAGGACAAGAUUGUGAAUGCAGAGUACGACCAGACACCUUUGAACAAGUGCUCUCCGCAGGCCCAGGAGCUGGUCAAGAGCCUCUUGAAGCUGAACCCGGCCGAGCGCCCGACUGUCGACCAGGUCCUGGCGCAUCCUUUCCUCCAGUAG